CUUGGCUGAAGCUGUGUCGUUUUCAUGCUAUCCGGUGGACUCUUCAUCGCCUCUUUCCCCUAGCUGUUACCACGUUUUGCGAUUGUGAGGCUGCAUCCAUCAGCAAAUCUGGAAGCUCUGGAGGCUUCAUUUGCAAAUGGAAAUCAUUGGGGGAAACAGAGGAACAUUUUGAAUCUAUAGGCUUCCAAAUCCAGUAUCAUUUUCGGAAUCUCAGCUGUUCAUGAUUAUGGCUGCAUACGAAGCAAUGGAGCAGAUUUCGUUGACUCUUGUGGUGGACAAGACAACGAAUAAGGUACUGUAUGCUGAGGCAGGGAAUGGCUUUCUUGAUAUUCUUUUAAGCUUCUUUACAAUGCCCUUGGGAACUAUAUCUACACUUGUUCGGAAAAAGUCCUCUGUACAACCUUGCAAGUUUGGCUGCAUCGGCUCACUACAUUGCAGUGCAGAAAAUCUGGACUCCAAGUCUUUUCUUAAUUAUGAUGAGGGUAAAGACGACUUGUUGGAUCUAGAACCAGCGGAAGCUUGGGGUGAUGAUGUGCAAUUUAACUCUUUACAUUAUAUUGUCUAUGAUGAUCUAAAAGUGGUGCGUUGUGAUGUGAAUACAACGUUGGAAAUACUAAGGAAUUUCGGAACUGAACAUGUUCCCGUGAGACUUACUGCGGAUAUUACCAAGAAAGAGGCAUUGGAUCUCCUCAAGUUAUCGUUAUAUUCAGAGACACCAUUGACAGAUUUAUUCUUGCGCAAAGAACCGCACAUAAAGAACUGUAUUCAAGCCCAACCACAAUUAAAGAUCAACGUAAGUGAGAUGCAAGACAGAGAGGGUAAGAAGAUGGAGCUAAAGUUGAAAGUGAUAAUAUCAAAAUCAAAGAGCAAAAUAGUGUUUGCUGAAGCAGAUCAUAAGUUCGUUAAUCAGCUCUAUAGUUUUCUGUUAAUACCACUAGGUGCAGUGGAACGCCUUGCCCAAGGCAACACUGGUUUUGUCUGCAUCGAUAACUUGUACAAGAGUGUGAUUGAUUUGCGUGAAACCAUUAAAGAUAAUGAUCCAUAUUCUGGGGCAACGUCAUUUUCUAAUGCAUUGAGGACGUUCAUCGAUCCUUGUAUUGGCCGAGAAAUCAAACGUCUGAUGUUACCUGUUCCAAUAAAUCAUUCAAAGAGGCCAUCUGAGUAUCUUGGUUACAUGAAGCAGGAAACAAUGUACAUGGUAUCAGAUAAUUUGUGGGUACAACCAUUUUCAUCUCUGGCUGCCUUGUCAGUUCUACAUGAAUCCCAAGUUUUUGCAGAUGACUUGGAAGUGAAGGACAUUUGCAUUGGUGUGAAUGAGGUGUUGGGGAUCCUGAAUGCUGCUGUAACGUCAUCAUCGGCUUUGACAAGGGGUUUGAGUUCGUUCAUUAGAAAUUCAAAGAGGAAGAGAAGUGGGGUAGCUAGUAAUUAUGGAAAUUUAAUUUUGUUUCUGUGAAUGAAGUUUUCAUUACAUUUUUUGGCGUUCCUGAUCUUACUGUUAGAUAAUCAACACCUAAAUGGAACAUGGGCUUUUGAAUUGUAGCAUUGAGGACUGCUUUCGGUCCGUUGUAGUAACCGUGAAAGGGACUCGAUCUCUUUAAAAAAAAAAAAAAAUUGUACUGAGAGACCUUAACCUUCAAUUUCAAUGAUGA
Messenger RNA from Prosopis cineraria, 1649 nucleotides. RefSeq lists its product as uncharacterized. The coding region runs from base 221 to 1453 and encodes 410 amino acids. NCBI's taxonomy places the organism in Eukaryota, Viridiplantae, Streptophyta, Magnoliopsida, Fabales, Fabaceae. The record is from RefSeq and is a predicted model, not a curated record. The transcript has 4 exons.